Molecule: messenger RNA, 1293 nt
Organism: Miscanthus lutarioriparius
Lineage: Eukaryota; Viridiplantae; Streptophyta; Magnoliopsida; Poales; Poaceae
Source: the annotation of a GenBank genome assembly
AUGGGGAGGCAUUCUUGCUGCUACAAGCAAAAGUUGAGAAAGGGGCUCUGGUCCCCUGAGGAGGAUGAGAAACUCAUGAAUCACAUAACAAAGCAUGGCCAUGGCUGCUGGAGUUCUGUUCCCAAACUCGCUGGGCUCCAAAGGUGCGGAAAGAGUUGUAGGCUGAGGUGGAUAAACUAUCUGAGGCCAGACCUCAAGAGAGGGGCAUUCUCCCAAGACGAAGAAGACCUCAUCAUUGAGCUGCACGCUGUCCUUGGAAACAGGUGGUCUCAAAUUGCAGCACAGCUGCCAGGGAGGACUGAUAAUGAGAUCAAGAAUCUGUGGAACUCAUGCAUCAAGAAGAAGCUGAGGCAGAAAGGCAUUGAUCCCAACACCCACAAGCCCCUUACUGAGGCUGAUCGCAGCGGAGCAGCUCCCACCAUCAGCACCGAGAGAACCUCAGGGUCCAGCGACGUCAACCCAUCAAGCGCUGGUGCUCUGGGGAACUUGAGCCACCUCCUCAGCGAGACGGCUCAAUCAUCAAUGCUGAUGCCCGUGUAUGACAAGAAUCGCGCUGAAACUCCAAACUUGGCACGCCCUAAGGUGCCACCAAAGGAGUUGUUCCUGGAGCAGCUUACUGCUGGACACGAGAGUCCAUCAACCUGCCGCUCAUCAGCCCAAACUCUCUAUUUCCCUUUCCAACAGCCUUUAGGCUACAACAGUGAGAGUGGCAGUGGCGAUGGGGCGAAUAUGAAUUCACUCUGGUUCAACCAGAGUGACUUCAACUGCAGCACAAUUUCUACAGUGAUGCCGCCAGUUUCACCAUCAGCCCUCUCUACAUCAAUGGGGCUGAAUCUUCCGCCUGAUAAUCCUCGACAUGGAGGAACUGGCAUUGGAAGUACCGCAGUAGAUUCAUUCUACUGGGAUGGUACUAAUCCUAGCAGCAGUAGCAGUACUGGGAGCAGAGGAAGCAAUAGUAUGGGAUUUGAACCACAGAGCACGAGCUCAAUUCUGGAAAACAGUGUCUUCCCAUGGACAGACAUCGGACAAGAAAAAGAUACAAGGGCUCACCUAGUAGAGGAACUUAAGUGGCCUGACUUGCUCCAUGGAACCUUUGCCGAGACAACCACAGCCAUGCAGAACCAGAGCCAAACGCUCUAUGAUGACGUGAUCAAGGCAGAGAGCCAAUUCAGCAUGGAAGGGAUAUGUGCUUCUUGGUUCCAGAAUCAGCAGCCACAGCAACAACUGCAGGCAGCACCAGACAUGUAUGACAAGGACUUGCAAAGAAUGCAACUGUCUUUUGAGAAUAUCUAG